AUGGCCGGCAAGAAGGCUUUGAUCGUUGUUGAUAUGCAGAAUGAUUUCUGCCCACCUCACGGCUCACUUGCAGUCUCGGGUGGAAGGGACCUCGUGUCUCUUGUCAACGAAUUGCUCAAUUCAAGCUAUUUCGACACCAAGGUGACGACUCAAGACUGGCAUCCCGCUAACCAUGUCUCCUUCGCCAGUAAUCACCCACCUCCCAACAACAAGCCCUUUGAAUCAUUCAUUGACGUGCGUAACCUUGUUGGCAACAAGCCUGAGGAGACAAUGAAGCAGAACCUGUGGCCAGUCCAUUGUCAAGCUGACAGUGACGGAGCGAGGCUGGUCGAUGGCCUCGAGGUCGAUAAAGUCGACAUCUCCAUAAGAAAGGGUAUGGAUCACCGGGUUGAGAUGUACUCGGCGUUCGCGGAUUCGUUCGGUAACCUGGCGGCUGGCGAAGGAGGUGUGACCGAGGAUUUAGCCCACAGCCUGAAGAGUCGAGGCGUAACAGAUGUCUUUGUGGUUGGCCUAGCCGGAGAUUAUUGUGUGAAGUACACAGCAAUCGACGCGGUAAAGGCAGGAUUUGCGGCUACCCUCCUCGAAGAUGUCCAGCGCUGUGUGAAUCCUUCGACCUGGGAAGACGUGAAGAAGGAGCUCCAAACUGCAAAGGUUCAACUGGGCAGCAUGGCCGACCUUCCAAUUUGA
Messenger RNA from Cyphellophora attinorum, 687 nucleotides. Its product is annotated as Nicotinamidase. The record is from RefSeq and is a predicted model, not a curated record. The transcript is spliced from 2 exons. NCBI's taxonomy places the organism in Eukaryota, Fungi, Ascomycota, Eurotiomycetes, Chaetothyriales, Cyphellophoraceae. Bases 1 to 687 code for a protein of 228 amino acids.